AUGACGGGCGUACUGCAGCAGACCAGUACCAAACAGAUCCAGACCAGUACCAAACAGAUCCAGACCAGAACCAAACAGAUCCAAACCAAUAACAAAUCAUCUCUGACCAGUACCAAACAGAUCCAAACCAGUACCAAACAGAUCCAGACCAAUAACAAAUCAUCUCUGACCAGUACCAAACAGAUCCAGACCAGUUACAAACAGAUCCAGACCAGUAACAAACAGAUCCAGACCAAUAAAAAAUCAUUUCUGAACCACCUCAGGUUCCCUGUAGAGGAUCCAUGUGUACUGGUUGGAGAACUUGAUGGAGUCCGAAUUAUCAGCUCCACCAAUCAGGAGCUUCUCCAAGAGGUUCCUCUGGUCUGUCAGGAAAUUUUCAAGAUUGCCUCCAUGGCCCCUGGAGCGCUGCUACUGGAGGCUCACCGUGAGUACGAGAAGUCCAGUCAGAAGGCUGAUGAAUACCUGAGGGAAAUAAAGGAGCAAAGCAUGCUGGGAGAGGCAGUGACACAGUGUGUUGAGGCGGCAGGACACGAGUACGACUCCAUUACCCAGAAGUCCCUGCUCAGGGCGGCGUCCUUUGGGAAGUGCUUCCUCACAGACUUCAGUCCAGAUGUCUUUGUGUCGACCUGCAGAGAGCUCCGCGUCCUGAACGCCGUCAGAGAGAGUGCCGUUGGGCUGCCGCUCACACACACACAAUUCAAACAGAUGACUCUGCAGGUGCUGAUUGACAGGCUGGUGUACCGUCAGCUGUAUCCAUUGGCGAUGGAGAUUUGCCGUUACCUGAAAAUUCCCGACUAUCAGGGCGUCAGCAGAGUCCUCAAACACUGGGCGGCGUGUAAGGUGCAGCAGAAGGACCUAUCAGAUGAAGCCAUAGCCAGAGCAGUCUGUGUCAAAGUGGGAGACUCUCCAGGUGUUUCCUACUCGCACAUCGCCGCCAAAGCCUAUGACUGUGGACGCACGGAGCUCGCAAUCAAGCUCCUGGACUUUGAGGCUCGUUCAGGUGAACAGGUUCCGUUGCUGUUGAAGAUGAAGAGGAGUCAGCUUGCCCUCAGUAAAGCUGUUGAAAGUGGAGACACGGAUCUAGUUUACACGGUGGUGACGUACCUGAAGAAUGAGAUGAACCGAGGAGAUUUCUUCUUGACACUGAGGAACCAACCAGUUGCUCUAAGCCUCUACAGACAGUUCUGUAAACUGCAGGAACAGGACACACUGAAGGAUCUCUACAAUCAGGAUGAUGAUCACCAAGAACUUGCCAACUACUAUGUUACUGCCAGCUACAGAGAAAAGAGGUUAGACAGCCGACUGUCUCUGCUGCAGUCAGCAGUCGAUGAGUACAACAAGGCCAAGAACGAGUUCUCUGCAAAGGUAACAGAGGAGGAGAUGCGUCUCCUACGUUUCCAAAGGAAACUGGAUGAUGAGAAAGGGGCGGGGCUUCUAGGACUGUCUCUACAGGCCACCAUGGAGGCGUUGUUAGCUCUGGGCUUGAACAAACAGGCUGAACAGCUCUACAGAGACUUCAGAGUACCUGACAAAAGGUAUUGGUGGUUGAAGCUGAAGUCUCUGGCAGAGAAAGAGGAGUGGGAGGAGUUAGAAAAGUUCUCAAAGAGCAAGAAGUCUCCCAUUGGCUACCUGGCAUUUGUUGAAGUCUGCAUGAAGAGGAACAACAAGUACGAGGCCAAGAAGUACGUUACCAAGGUAACGCCAGAGCAAAAGGUCAAAGCUCACCUAGCCAUCAGUGACCUGGAGGGGGCAGCAGAUGCUGCAAUAGAACGGAAGAAUGAGGCAGAGAUGGGGGCAGUGCUCUCCAGAUGCUCCACCUCUGACCGCCUGUUGGUUGACAAGCUGAACCGUGCCAGAGCAACCAUUGCCAAGAAGUGAGCUGAAGUCACUUCCUGCCAGAGCUGUUACCAUGGAAACAAGGAUCAGCUGAUGAUUGAUAGCUCCAUCCCCUUAAUUCCCAGUUCUUGACUGUCCAAAAUCAAUCCAUAAUUUCUGUGCAGUAAAACACCACUCUACACUACAUAGUCCACUAUGUAGUCCACUAUGUAGUCCACCAUGUAGUCAGCUAUGUAGUCUGCUAUGUAGUCCACCAUGUAGUCAGCUAUGUAGUCUGCUAUGUAGUCCACUAUGUAGUCUGCUAUGUAGUCCACUAUGUAGUCUGCUAUGUAGUCCACUAUGUAGUCUGCUAUGUAGUCCGCUAUGUAGUCCACUAUGUAGUCAGCUAUAUAGUCCGCUAUGUAGUCAGCUAUGUAGUCUGCUAUGUAGUCCACUAUGUAGUCUGCUAUGUAGUCCACUAUACAUAGUGGACUACAUAGUGGACUCUAUAGCUUCAUAGUUUACGUCAGAUCACUUCCUGCCUUGCUGCUUCACAAUAAAAGCCUUUCACCCCA
This is a messenger RNA of Cheilinus undulatus (humphead wrasse), 2390 nucleotides long. It is a transcript of the gene vps16, whose product is annotated as VPS16 core subunit of CORVET and HOPS complexes. The record is from RefSeq and is a predicted model, not a curated record. Bases 1 to 1878 code for a protein of 625 amino acids. NCBI's taxonomy places the organism in Eukaryota, Metazoa, Chordata, Actinopteri, Labriformes, Labridae. Gene Ontology annotation, cellular component: cytoplasm; lysosomal membrane; endosome. Gene Ontology annotation, molecular function: actin binding. Gene Ontology annotation, biological process: endosomal transport; vacuole fusion, non-autophagic; intracellular protein transport. The transcript is spliced from 17 exons.